GCAGUCUGGCUGCGGCGUCGGUGCCAUCAUGGUGGCUCUGUUGUUGCCGCACAUUAAGUUCGGAGCUGAAGAAAUGAAUCAUCGUUUUCCGACUGUCCACUGGCGGAAACAAGCAUUUGUCGAAAAGCUCCCGGAAUAAAAACGGGCCGCGAAUGGAGCCUGGGGCCUCGCGUGAGACCCCUGCCGGCGCGAGAUGCUCCGGAGCGGCCUGCCGCCGGGAGGAGACCCCGGGAGAGGAGGCGCGGGGCGGGCAGCGGGGCGCCGCGGCGCCGCAGCCCGAGGGAGGCGGCGCGGAGCCCGGGGAGAGGAGGGCGCGCUGCCGGGACGACGGAGGAGAGGUGGGGGAGGAGGACGCAGACGGCAGAUACGAGGAGGAGCUAGACCCCAGGAUUCAGGAGGAGCUGGAGCACCUGAACCAGGCCAGCGAGGAGAUCAACAGGCUGGAGCUGCAGCUGGAUGAUGCUCGCUCCAGCUACCGGAGGAUCCUCACGGACUCGGCCCGAAAGCUGAACGCCCAGGGCAGCCAGCUGGGCGCCUGCAUCGAGAAGGCGAGGCCCUACUACGAAGCCCGCAGGCUGGCCAAAGAGGCCCAACAGGAAACCCAGAAGGCAGCUCUCAGGUACGAGAGGGCUGUGUCCAUGCACACGGCCGCCAGGGAGAUGGUGUACGUGGCUGAGCAGGGCCUGCUGGCUGACAAGAACACCAUGGACCCCACAUGGCAGGAGAUGCUGAACCACGCCACAGCCAAGGUGAACGAGGCAGAGGAGGAGCGCCUCCGCAGCGAGCACGAGCACCAGCGGGUCACCCAGCUCUGCCAGGACGCAGAGGCGCGAGUGCAGACCCUUCAGAAAACCCUGAGGAAGGUCAUCCUCAAGUCCAAACCUUACUUCGAGCUCAAGGCUCAGUUCAACCACAUUCUGGAGGAACACAAGUCUAAAGUGGUGCAGCUGGAGCAGCAGGUGGCGAAGGUGAAAACGCGCUACUCGGUGGCGCUGAGGAACCUGGAGCAGAUCAGCGAGCAGAUCCACGCUCAGAGGGGGCGUCACCUCGCCGCCAGGGGCCGUCCUGCCGUGUGUGGGGGGCGGAGCUCCCCCGUAGGGGCGGAGUCUGAGGUCCGGGCGGCUGUCGGAGUUCCCGUCAGUGGGAUUCCGGUCGGCGACUGGGCCGAUGGGGAGAAAACCCGGCUGUGGGUGGAGAGGCACAGGGAGAGCGGCUGGGGCCACCGGGAGGGGCACGAGGCGGAGGCCGCCAGUUCCGACGGCAUGUCCGUCAUCAGCCUGCAAACCAUCGCCUCGGACCUGGAAAAGUGUGACUCGGUAGAGCACCUGGGGAAUUUCAGUGACGUGGGGAGUGUGCAGGCGGAGGACGGCGACUGCGGCAGGAAAGCGGUUGGAUGGGGGAUCAGCAGGGCCCCCGAGGCCCCCCCAAAAGAGACGGCAGGGGCCUGCGUAGAGAAGAAGGAGGGCUUCGUGAAACAACAUAACCGGAGUGUCAGUCUCUGACAGGCGACAGCAGACGUCCUCACAGUGUUUGAAAACCAAAAAAAAGGUCAUGACUAUUUGGAAAAGGUUCAUCAAAAAAAGGUUUUAAGUUCUUGU
Messenger RNA from Cololabis saira (Pacific saury), 1598 nucleotides. It is a transcript of the gene sh3bp5lb, whose product is annotated as SH3-binding domain protein 5-like, b. Gene Ontology annotation, biological process: intracellular signal transduction; negative regulation of protein tyrosine kinase activity. The record is from RefSeq and is a predicted model, not a curated record. Gene Ontology annotation, molecular function: protein kinase inhibitor activity. The transcript is spliced from 6 exons. The coding region runs from base 153 to 1502 and encodes 449 amino acids. NCBI's taxonomy places the organism in Eukaryota, Metazoa, Chordata, Actinopteri, Beloniformes, Belonidae. Gene Ontology annotation, cellular component: cytoplasm.